AACAUGCUGUACACUCUGGCUGGAGGAGGCACACUCUGCGGUGUGGCUGCCCUGGUGCUUUUCAUCGUCUCCACAGCUACCGACUUCUGGAUGCAAUAUCGAUACUCGGGUAGCUCAGCCAAUCAGGGCCUUUGGAGGUUUUGCAUCAACCACAAAUGUCACGCUCACACCAUCACUGUAGCCUUCUGGGAUGCGACCCGGGCCUUCAUGCUGCUGGCUGUGCUCAGCUGCUUUGCUGGCGUGGUGCUCGGCCUGAGCGCUUUCACCAAUGGGACCAAGAACAAGAGGGUCCGCAUGGGGGGCAUUGCCCUGGUCCUUUCAGGUUUUCUUGCUCUUUUGGCUCUCUCCAUCUACACGGGCGUGACCGUCACUUUCUUUGGGAAACGGUUCUUGGACUGGCGAUUUUCGUGGUCCUACAUCAUUGGCUGGGUGGCCGUCAUCCUGGCUUUUGCAGCAGGUGUGUUUCAGCUCUGCGCUUACCAGCGUACAACUGCAGAACCUUCACCUGCAAAUGUCCCUGACAGUUGA
Messenger RNA from Syngnathoides biaculeatus (alligator pipefish), 528 nucleotides. It is a transcript of the gene lim2.2, whose product is annotated as lens intrinsic membrane protein 2.2. The record is from RefSeq and is a predicted model, not a curated record. The transcript has 4 exons. Lineage: Eukaryota; Metazoa; Chordata; Actinopteri; Syngnathiformes; Syngnathidae. Gene Ontology annotation, cellular component: plasma membrane. The coding region runs from base 4 to 528 and encodes 174 amino acids. Gene Ontology annotation, molecular function: structural constituent of eye lens.